Lathyrus sativus (Indian pea) is the source of this 876-nucleotide messenger RNA. NCBI's taxonomy places the organism in Eukaryota, Viridiplantae, Streptophyta, Magnoliopsida, Fabales, Fabaceae. The record is from the annotation of a GenBank genome assembly.
AUGACCAAUCUAGCACCUAUCCAACAAAAUAAUUUCGAAUUCCCAUACGCUACAAGGUGGUCUUCACUUGGGAUGAAUUACGACAACUGUCCCCAUUUCAAUAUCACCCAGUACAGAAAUCUUAUAGAUCAUUUGGGUCAAGAUGAUUUUAUUUGGCGGCCAUAUCUUGGUCUAGAAGCCAUUCAUGAAGUUAACCAACACGACUCUGUAGUGUGGAGUGCAAAGGUGCCGAUUAUCAACUUCACCACCGUGGAGAUGCACAACAGUGAUCGUGUCAAACUUCAGUUUGGAAUGCUUCAAGAUAUUCCAUGUCUGCCAAAAUGCAUCCCCGACAAAUAUCACACCGGUAAAGUCUCCGACCAAUGGGAAUAUUCUCCAUGGACCAAGUAUGCAAAACAUGAGUGUCGUGAAUGGAGGCAUCGCAGCCAUUUUGUUUUGUCCGACACUGUGUUUACAUACGAGAGAAAACAGUCUAUCCAAUACAUGAAUUGGUAUAGGUCGGUAUCCAUUGGUUUCAUUUCACAUCCAAGAUAUCUUGUUGACCCACGCCAACAAGCCUCAUCAUCAAGACCCCAACAACCUACCCAACCCCAUUUCCAACCGCCAACCCAAACCCCACUCACACAACCACAAAUCCAUGAACACGCCCCUACCCAAUCCACCCCAUUCACACAAACUUAUUCACAGUCCCAAUACCAACAAUAUCCACCACCAUACCAAACACACUCCUGUGAUACAACAAACCAAUUUAUCAUACACCCAAUCAACCCUUACCCAUCCAAACAUUUACACCCAUGUCACCCUACGAUCAGGCAGGCUAUCGUCCUGAAAUUGCCUCAUCGAGCCAACCACCCCAACAUAAUUAUGAAGGCAUGA